Messenger RNA from Drosophila persimilis, 2568 nucleotides. RefSeq lists its product as uncharacterized. Gene Ontology annotation, cellular component: plasma membrane. Gene Ontology annotation, molecular function: zinc ion transmembrane transporter activity. The transcript is spliced from 2 exons. NCBI's taxonomy places the organism in Eukaryota, Metazoa, Arthropoda, Insecta, Diptera, Drosophilidae. Gene Ontology annotation, biological process: response to zinc ion; zinc ion transmembrane transport. The coding region runs from base 323 to 2512 and encodes 729 amino acids. The record is from RefSeq and is a predicted model, not a curated record.
UUCCAGUUGGUUAUGCCAUUUCCUUCUUUGGGAAGUGUUUCCCUGGAAAGAGCAAACCCCCUUCGACCUGGGCUCGCAUACCCCUGGAUGGCAUUAGCAAACCUACAAUGGCAGACCACUCCACCCAGUGGACCCAUAAAAGCCCUCACACAAUGGCGACAUUAACAACAAAAGGACAAGCCAACAAACCGAAAGCCAAAUGGGUUAAGAGGCUGCAAAUGAAGAGCCAGGAGCCGAUUCUAAGAACAAACUAAAUCGCAGACGAUUUUCCAAUCAAAGUAUUUGGCAACUGAGUGUCAAAAUACCAGAAAUUGUUGAAACUAUGAGAAGGAACCGGACACCAGGGAAUAAACGUGAAGAAGAAUUGCCGCCAGCCAGCUCGGACUCCGAGGAGGAGGAUGAGGAAGCCCUGCAGGCGGCCCUGAGGGAUAUAGUCAGUAUCCCCGACGUCGAUGCGGGGGAUUUCAAAAAUGAAAGGCGUGUAGAAACGGAAAGAACUUGGUCGGAGGAGCUUAAGCAGGGUCGCAAGAAAGAGCGCCAGAAGCCAGCACAAAGGCAAGAAAAAAAGGAAAAGAAGCCGCAACAUGGCCCGGAGAUGGGAGAAACCUCCGACAAAACGAUGGAGGGUCGAGAUCUGCCAAAGACCUGGUCGGCGGAGUUUAAAGAAUCGAUGAAAUCCUGGUAUGCGGACCUCAGGGAAUCCCAGAAACCAAAAAGGUCCCAUUCGCAAACCAGGAAAAGAUCCCGCCACAGCUCGGAGGUGGAGAUGGAGGAAACAGCAGUCCUAAGAGGGAAGAGUCCAGAACGAGAGUCCAAAAAGAAAGAGAGUACUAAAAAGCCCCCGACGAAGGAGCUGGAAGCGGAGAGAACUUCAGCGAAGAAAGUAAAACCAAAGAUGGUGUCCUUUGUGGAACCGGACUCCUUGAUAAAGCUCGAAACGGAAAGCGAUGGCUUAGACGAACCCAUAGACGAAGAACCAGAGCCAUCAACUAGCAUGGGGCCAAGUCCCUAUGCCAGACCUCAAAGCCACGACUCUGUGGAGGCCAAUCCCCUGGCUGUGCCGUCGAUAGAGUCGGGCAUGGGCUUGAUCAACCUCCUGGCGGUACCUUUCCAGAGGCCCCUAGGCUACGGCUCUCCCAUUUCUGCGUCUAAAGUUGUGGAUAAAGCUGGAGCGGGGGAAGAGAAGGCCCCAGCGAGUCCAGAGAUCCCUUCAGUGGGUCCACGCAAUGUUACGCCCAAGGCCAAACCUGCCAGCGAUGCAGAGGAGGAGCGGGACGGCAAAGAGUCCCAGGUGGAGAGCAAGACUUCUCUGGCGCAUGCAGAGUCCAUGAAGACAUUGACCAUCACCGGCCACAGGCACAUCACGACGCAGUGGAGGGAUCAUUGCCACCUGGAGGUGCAGCCCGAGGGCAUCGAUAAGCCUGCCCGAAGGAAACUGAUCGUUGCCUGUGUGCUCUGCCUGUCCUUCAUGAUCCUUGAGGUGAUCGGCGGCGUGCUGUCCAACAGCCUGGCCAUAGCCACGGACGCCGCCCACCUGCUGACGGACCUGGCCGGCUUCCUGAUCUCCUUGUUUGCCCUGUACAUCAGUGCCAGGCCGAACACGCAGCGCAUGAACUUUGGCUGGUAUCGGGCCGAGGUAAUCGGGGCCAUGAUCUCCGUCUACUUCAUUUGGGUGAUAACAGGCAUUCUGGUCUGGCUGGCCAUACAACGCCUGUGGGUGGGUGAGCAUAAUGUGGAUCCCAAAAUAAUGCUGAUCACCUCCGCUGUGGCCAUUCUGUUCAACGUCAUCAUGGCAUUUCAGCUCCAUCACGGACACGGACACGGACACUUUGAGCCCGGCGAGGUUGUGCGUCAGACCCGCAUCCUGCACGAGGAGCUUCCCAAGAAGGAGCUGCAGCUGGUGGAGAGCUCGGUGUCGGUGGUGCACGUCCAACCGCCAAAGGAGAACAUCAAUGUGCGGGCGGCCAUGAUCCAUGUCAUCGGCGACAUGAUCCAGAGUGUGGGCGUCUUUGUGGCAGCCCUGAUCAUAUUCUUUCGCCCCGAAUGGUCGUUUGUGGACGCCAUCUGCACGUUCCUCUUCUCCAUCAUUGUUGUCCUGGUGACGAUCCGCAUUCUGAGGGACGUCCUGAUGGUCCUCAUGGAGGCCACACCCGACUACAUGGACUACGACGAGGUGCAGCGCGCAUUUCUCUCCAUCGAAGGGGUCGAGCAUGUGCACAACCUGCGUAUCUGGGCUCUGAGCAUCAACAAGGUGGCCCUGUCCGCCCAUCUGGCCAUCAAGAAGGACGCCGAUCCCCAGAGCAUCCUCGAAGAGGCCACUAAGAUGAUCCACAAGCGGUACCGGUUCUUUGAGACCACCAUCCAGAUCGAGGAGUACACGCCCGGCAUGGAGAACUGCGAGCAGUGCAUUAAGCCAGGCAUGCGGCUGUCCCGAGGGGAUAGCCGUACAAUCCAGGCCAUGGAGGAGGGGGCCCACGAGGAGGCUACGCAGAAGGCCGUUGGGCAGUCGUAAACAUCACUUUUGUACUAUAGAACAGAAUAAAACCAUAGAAAUAAGGCCUAUUUUAU